CAGAGUGAGAAAACAGCACUUCUUUCCGGUGUAGGGGCACAGUCGGAGCGACUCGACGACUCGGCGUCGAUUGUGAGGAUGACACGGCAUGGCAAGAACUGCACGGCGGGGGCCGUCUACACCUACCAUGAGAAGAAGAAGGACACAGCGGCGUCGGGCUAUGGGACCCAGAACAUUCGACUGAGCCGGGACGCUGUGAAGGACUUUGACUGCUGCUGCCUGUCUCUGCAGCCCUGCCAUGAUCCUGUGGUGACCCCAGAUGGCUACCUGUAUGAGCGGGAGGCGAUCCUGGAGUACAUUCUGCACCAGAAGAAGGAGAUCGCCAGGCAAAUGAAGGCCUACGAGAAGCAGAGAGGCGCAAAGCGAGAGGAGCAGAAAAAGCUGCAGCGAGCAGCAGCCCAGGACCAAGUCCGCGGCUUCCUGGAGAAGGAGGCAGCCAUCGUGAGCCGGCCCCUCAACCCUUUCACUUCUAAGGUCAUCGCAGGGACUGGCCCAGAUGAUACCCAACCUGGGCCCAGCGUGGGUCCCCCCAGCAAAGACAAGGACAAAGCGCUACCCAGCUUCUGGAUCCCGUCGCUGACUCCCGAGGCCAAGGCCACCAAACUGGAGAAGCCAUCGCGAAUCGUGACCUGCCCCAUGUCAGGGAAGCCUCUGCGCAUGUCGGACCUGACGCCUGUGCGUUUCACACCACUCGAUGACUCGGUGGACCGCGUGGGGCUCAUCACGCGCAGCGAGCGCUACGUGUGCGCAGUGACCCGUGACAGCUUGAGCAAUGCCACACCGUGCGCCGUGCUGAGGCCCUCUGGGGCAGUGGUCACCCUUGAGUGUGUGGAGAAGCUGAUUCGGAAGGACAUGGUGGACCCCGUGAAUGGUGACAAGCUUACCGAGCGCGACAUCAUUGUGCUCCAGCGGGGUGGCACAGGAUUCGCGGGCUCCGGAGUGAAGCUGCAGGCCGAGAAGUCCCGGCCUGUGAUGCAGGCCUAGCCCGGUGGGAAACCUAAUAAAGCGCUGGGUGCACUUGGA
Molecule: messenger RNA, 1023 nt
Organism: Urocitellus parryii (Arctic ground squirrel)
Lineage: Eukaryota; Metazoa; Chordata; Mammalia; Rodentia; Sciuridae
Gene: Nosip
Product: nitric oxide synthase interacting protein
Cellular component (GO): nucleus
Molecular function (GO): ubiquitin protein ligase activity
Source: RefSeq, a predicted model, not a curated record